Messenger RNA from Homarus americanus (American lobster), 6756 nucleotides. RefSeq names its product autophagy-related protein 16-1-like (gene Atg16). Lineage: Eukaryota; Metazoa; Arthropoda; Malacostraca; Decapoda; Nephropidae. Gene Ontology annotation, molecular function: protein binding. The transcript is spliced from 13 exons. Gene Ontology annotation, cellular component: autophagosome membrane. The record is from RefSeq and is a predicted model, not a curated record. Bases 108 to 1778 code for a protein of 556 amino acids. Gene Ontology annotation, biological process: autophagosome assembly.
AGCGUUAGAGACUCAUAAAUGAUAAAUUAAAAUAUAUAUGGCAGGAAGAGGGUGUUGUGGUUGUGGUUGAUAACGGAAAGUUAAGCGACCAAAAACAUACUGCUGUGAUGGCUUGGAAUAAAGCGAGUGAAGGUGACUGGCGACAAAGCAUUUAUUGUAAACUACGAGAAAGAAAUAAAAAAGAAUACGAAAACAUCAAUGAUCUUAUUCAACUACAUAAUCGUCUUUUUGAACAAAGCGAAUCUCUAAGAACGGAAAAUCUGCAUCUAACUCUUCAGAAUGAGAGGCUCCGUCAAGAGAAUACACAACUCCAGAGUCAGGGAGGUGGUGGUGGUGGUGAAGGUGGAGGAUCCUCAUCAGUUGUUGUUCAGGCUUUGGAGCAAAAAGUAUAUAAACUACAAGAAGAGCUGACAAACUUGCACAGACGGAAAGGUGAGAAUGCUCAGCAACUGGUAGAAUUGAACCAGUGCCUUCAGGAACGUGAUAAACUUAUGGCAUCAAAAGACAACAAAUUGGCGGAAUAUGAGUCAGACCUUCUAAUUUUACGAGAAGAUUUGGCAGCAAAAGAGGCAGUGCUUGCAGAUGUCCAGGCUGUUAACCAAGUACUACGAGAUGAAUACCAAACCCUCAACUUAGCCUUUACAGCUCUUGAAGAUAAAUACAGGAAAGCACAGGGGGAAAAUCGAGAGCUGAUUGACCGGUGGAUGGCACAGAAGGCAAAAGAUGCAGAAAAACUUAACAUGGAGAAUGACACAGCACUUAAGAAACGACAAUUGGUGCUUGAGGAGCAACUGAAAGAAGCAGCACGAGAACCCAAACAAGUGAAUACUGAUGAUAAAUUUGCCUGCAGCCCUCCCAUCUGUCUCACUGCUAUUCUACCAGCCAAGGCCUACCUUAAAUUUGAUGCCCAUGAUGGAGAGGUGAAUUCGGUAUGCUUCAGCCCCCAAGGAAGAAUUUUGGCAACUGGGGGUGCUGACCGGAAAUUAAAGUUGUGGGACAUUAGUCGUGCAACGGUAGAAGCCAAAGGAUUACUGACUGGCAGUAAUGCAGGAGUAACAGCUAUAGACUUUGAUGCAGAAGAAUCACUCAUCCUUGGUGCUUCAAAUGACUUUGCCAGCAGAGUGUGGACUGUUGUUGAUCAUAGAUUAAGACACACACUAACUGGGCAUUCUGGUAAAGUAAUGGCAGCAAGAUUUUUAUCUGAAUCGGCUAAAGUGGUUACAGGGUCCCAUGACCGCACCUUGAAGAUAUGGGAUCUCCGGAGUCGAGCCUGCAUUAGAACAAUAUUUGCUGGGUCUAGUUGUAAUGAUCUGGUACCAUCGGACAGCGCUGCAACAACGAUUAUAUCAGGCCAUUUUGAUAAGAAGAUUCGAUUUUGGGAUACCCGAACUGAACAAUCAGCAAAUGAGGUACCACUUCAAGGAAAGAUUACUUCUCUGUCUUUAUCAAGAGAUGGAUUUUAUUUACUAAGUUGUGUGCGUGAUGAUUCCCUUAAAAUCUUGGACCUUCGGAAAAACAAAGUGGUACAUACAUUCACUGGUGAUGGCUUCCAUGUAGGCACAGACUACACAAGGGCAACAUUUUCUCCUGAUGCAAUGUAUGUUGCAGCAGGAACUGGUGAUGGUGCUGUCUAUAUAUGGAAUGUUAAUACAGGCAAGCUAGAAAAGACAUUUAGGGAACAUUCAGCCUGUGUUGUGGCAUGCACUUGGCACCCAAGUGGAAAAUCACUUGUGUCCUGCGAUCGAGCUAAAAAGGUCAUAGCCUGGUCAGAUUUUUAAAGUAAUUUUGAGGAAAAUGUGCUUUACCUCCUGGUGCUCUAGCCAUUGGUGUUUGUUGGAGUUCCCAAAGCUGUGAUAGAGGUAACCAAAUCUUAGGUUAUGCUUGAGUUCUCUCUUAUGAUGCUGCAUCACUGCCACUGCUACAUAGGAUCUAUUUAAUCAGAAUGUUGACUUAGAAUCAUUAAUUAGUGCAUCUUUGUGUGUUUUUUUUAAUGUUGGGACAAUACUGUCAGUUUUAUGAUGGGUACCUGACCAUGAGCAGGAACAAGAUUCUAAUUAACAUGAUCCUAUAUAGCUGAGGUGUAUUAUUUGUGUAUGUAAAAAGCAAUGUCUCCGGGUACCAGGUCAGUGAAAAUCAUCCUUGUGCUUUUCAUUUAAAUAUUUUGUUACAUUUAUAUUUGACAUAAUCUGAAUUAAACAAGUUCUAAUUCUCCUGUGCAAUUUACGUAAUCAAGAAAAUGUGUAUUUGUUGCAUGUUCUAUUAGUAAAUUGAUUGUUUGUUGUGAAAAAUCCAGAACAAAUUUUAUGUUUAAAGUUGCACAUAAAAAUAAUUUGAUUGUAAUGUUUGUACAAACUUGCAGAUUAUGUAAGAAUGUGUAUGUAUAUAUAAAUCUUUCAUUGAGUAGCUCUUACAGUAUUUAUUCUAAUUCAUGAUUUUCCACACCGUCCUUACCAGUUUUCAGCGUCACUGUUUUGUAUGUGGUAAAAGUCGCAGUGAUUCAUUCUUGUCCAUGCUGAUGCUUUUUCAUGCUAGGAUUACAUUCUCAAUACUGUAGAAGAAUUUUUCUAAUCAUCAUAAACAUCAUGUACAGUAUGACUUCAGAAAUCUGGAUGAGUUGUGAGUUGUGACUGGGAGUAUACCGGAUACUGUACUGUAUGAGAUUUUUAUGGUUUUCUGAACAAGGUCACACUUCCCCCCUAUGCCUCCCUACUUUAAACUAUGAAGCUUCUAUGUUAAAAGUUCCUGAGUUAGAGUCGUGCUCAGUAUAGUGUUGCACAGCUAUUAAGUAGAAUUUACCUAUACAAAUCAUGUACAGUAUAGUGUUGUUUAUUACUGAUAAAUGACAAAAUAUAGAAAUGUAGAAAGAGCAUUAAAUGAUAAAUAAUAAGGUGAUCUGGUAUAUGCUAAAUAAAUGCCAUGCCAAGGUUGAGUUUUUAAUUAAGCAAUAGUGAAUUUUGUAUGUGACUUUUGUAAAGAAAUAUCUGUUAAUAGCUGUGAACAACCAAAGUGAACAUAUACAGUUACCAAAACAUCACACUGACAAGUUUAUGCUUCCCUUACUGACAGUUAGGUUGAUUUCAUAUUUUACUGUACUUACUUUAGUUUAUCUUUUAAUUUAUUUGAUUCUCUUAUUACAUAUACAGGUAUGCAGUUCUACAAUACGCUGUACCUGUAAAUGGAUUUCUUAUUAAAUUUUAACUCAUGACAUCUGAUAAAGAAAAAUUAUGUGGCCUACAAAGGUUAACACACAUUAAUCUAUUUUGAUACAACACUAAACCAUACCUUUGUAAUUUAAUGAGCCAUAAAAAUUUUAUGAGUAAAUGUUCGGAAUAUUGAACAAAUCUUGAGUUUUAAAUGCUGUAUUAACCCUGCACUGGGGGACCCCACUUUUAAUGUCUUAUUGGGCUAACACCAGAUUAUUUUAUUCAGCACAGAAGGGAGCCCAUACACAAGUGAAAAUUGUCAUUUCAUAUGAACCACAUGAUCAUCAAUAACAAAUAACCCAUCAAAGAUGACUGGGCAUUGCACUGGUUAAAUCAAGAUAAUACCAGGUAUGUACAAUUAUAAGCCCUGAAUAUAGGUUGUACUGUAUAGUAGUGCAAGUAGCCAGUACUGAUUAUUGUCCAGCAAAUGGAUGAAGAUCUGAACACAAAGGGUUGAUACCUUCAUCCAGAAUAUACAUAAGUAUUUAAGAAAAAUUGUGGUGUGGCUUAUUGAGGUUGGUGUAUAGUACUAUUCAAGUAUUUCAGUACAAUACUGUAUAACUAAAACAUAUGUAUGGAAACAACUAAAUAAUGAAAAGCUGUUUAGUAAAUGAUUAAUAGUAUAUUUAAAAAAAUAUAUGAAUUUUCAAUAUUAAUCAUGGGUAUUUGUUAUGUUGUUUAUGUCCCCACUAAGUCAUGGAGCAAACACUGCCACACAUGAAACCAAGUGACAACUGUUUACCUCCAGAGAUGGAUAACAGGAUGUUUAUAAUAAUGUGUUUCUUUGCUUUACUUUUUAAAAGUACCACUUUUCUUAUAUUUCUCAAUAACUGAUUUCUGGAAUUCUGAGGUUCUACUGUAUGUUUUUCAUGAUAUCCCAGUGCCAACACCACCACUUACUGUACAUUCAAUGGCUGGUAGUCAAGACACCUGUGUGCCGCAUUUGGUUCGUUGCAUAAAUUGUCAUAACAGGUAUAGGAAAUUCAUAAAUUUAUCCGAUAACCAGGGAAUUUAAUAUAUACAUUUAGCUCGUAAAAAAUCUGGUAAACAAAGAGAAAUUAGAAAUGAGAGAAAAGUAAGUGCAUCAGGUAUCUUAGUAGUUGGCUUUAGUGAACAGUUUCCUUUACAUAACAGAACUUAACCUAGUUAUUAUGUAUUGGUUUGGUUAUACUACAGUAUUUUGGGUUUAUUUUCUACAGGUAAGCUCCAUUUAUUAGUGGUGUAUUUUUAUAAAUUAUUGAAGUAUUUUAUUAACGAUCAGAAAGGUAACAGAUUAUGACCAAACCCAAAAUGUGGUAAAUAAUUUGCAAUACACCUAAUGAGUAGUAAUGAACGAUGGCAUUUUCAAACAAAUUUUUGGUAUUUGUGGUAGUGUGAUGGGAGGGCAUAGCUUUGUUUUGUCCACCAGCCAGACUGUAAACACAACUCACAUGAAUUGGUGAAGUAAUAUAUACUUGCCUAAUAGUCUGGUUCCUUCUCAUAUUGCAUCAUCUCAUCCUCCUAAAAUUUUUAUUAACAAACUUCUGUCGAUAUCAUUCCUUUCCAUUCAUCACCUGUUUAAAGUCAUUGUAUAAUUUAUAAAUGCUAGGUCUUUCUCCACACAUGUAGUUUGUUAAUAAUGUGAGUUUGCCUUGUUCUUGAGUUCAUAGGAACACUCAUUUUCUCUUCAUGGUGUUAAGUUUCACAGGAGAUCAAAUUGCUGUAUGAGCAAAGAUUUAAUAUGUAGAAAGAGUUUUCUUUAUUGUUCAUUCAUUUAUACAAAUAUAUUUCCACAAACAGAUUUUCAAAACAGAAUCUUAAACAUAAAAUAAUCUUUUUAUUUGUCCUUUCCAAAAUAAAUAAACCACUAGUGGAAUUAAUAUCAUUGUGUUGAGAUUAGGCUAGAUUUUAUGUGAAUUUCAAUAAAUAUGAGGUUCUAUUUCCUUUGAUGUGUGAGAGAGCAGACCUUGACCACCACAAGAUGCUGUGCAAGGAAUUCAUACAGAGGAACUAUUUCUUCUAUGGACUCCCAGUUGAUCCCUAGUAAUGAACAAGCUCAGCUGCAGACGUCUCUCCUGUCAGUGGUACAUCGGCUGUUUGUUUGCGAUCAUCAGGUUAGGUGGCGUGGCGGUAGAUAUAAACAUAUGGCUCCAAACAACGGCCACCGUUGUGUUAUUUGUGCGGAAAACAAAGAAAAUAAUGAAGGUAAGGUGUCAUUUCUUCUCAAAAGGCAGAUAAAGGUAAGACCAUAAUUUUGUGGUUGAUUCAUAAGCAGUGACAGUUAAAUUGCAAUUUAAUUUAUCAUUUUAUCACUUAUCUUAUUAGUCAUUUGGGCAGCAGGUUUCUUAUUUGUUACUUUGUUGUGAACUUGAUUGUCCAGUAGCACCCAUCAAGUGACCCCCCCUCUUUUUAUAGUUGUUUCUAGUGUAUUUUUAUCUCUUCAAAUGUACAAUUAGAAAUGUCAGAAACCUAUAGAAGAAAGGUAAGAGCGCCGAUUGUUAACAUUGCUACAUGCUAAAUAGUGGUCUGUGAGGCGAAAUGCAAACUUAAGUUGGAUGUAACUUUUUUCCUAUUAAUUUCCUACAAUUUUGUGUUGCAUAUCUGGAAAGUGUAGAUAGAACUACCCAAAAUUAAAAUAUAAAUGUAGGGUUACUUAUUGGGUCUUAAACUUCAAUUUAACCAGUCAUUUGAAAGCACAUAUCCACUCACAUUUAUGAUAAAUUUAAGUCAUACCUGUAGUUACAACCCUGUUACUCAGUGCCAAUAUGGAACAAAUACCUUUUUAACCCCUGCAUUUUCCUUCCAUAUAACAUAGUAGUAUAUGUAAUUGAUAUUGUGCUUGAGCAGUUGCUUCAUGUUUGUAAUAUACAUUUUCAAUUGCAAUUAUAACAGAAUUUAAAGAUCACCUUGAGUAAUUUAGUGGUACUUUCCAGGUCCUUUACAGCAUCCGGGUACACCAGUUUCCUCCUGUACUUACACUGAACAAUAUAGUCAUUGACAAUGCUAACAAAGAACAGACAAUCUGCCUAAAUGACUAAUAAGGUAAUAAGUGCUGAAAUGAUAAAUACUGUAUUGAAAAUAGAUAAUUAAAUGAAUGCCGAUGGUAGAGAAAGUAAAUCCAACGGGAAAUACUGGAGUUACCAUUAAAAAAAAAACCGCCAGUGUCGGGCCUAAAGAAAAUAAUAUAAGGGCAUUUUAGAUUCAUAUGAUAUUCCUUGGUUUAUAUGUACAGUAGUCUGUCAGUGGUGUUGUCUGCACGAAACACAAAUGCCCAUGGAUACAGCAAUUUGUGGUUAGGUAUUUGGGCACAUUUUCACCUUAUUCUUGGGUUAUAUUAGCUCUUGCUUCUAAAUACUUUCACUUGCAACUGUCUAUAUUUCAGUUUAUACUUUCAAUGUAUUUUAAAAAGCUGUAAUAAUGCCAAGGAGGAUGGGGCUUCAAAGAUUACGUGCUCACACCCCUCUGAGCAGUCAUAAAUAAAAAACUGGGUACUCAGACCUGACGCCUUCGUCCGGUGUUAUUAAUUUAAAAGAACCAUUGGUGUAACGUGGGUAAUAAAACACAACAUAGAAAA